Molecule: messenger RNA, 1428 nt
Organism: Geosmithia morbida
Lineage: Eukaryota; Fungi; Ascomycota; Sordariomycetes; Hypocreales; Bionectriaceae
Product: aspartate kinase
Exons: 4
Coding region: 1-1428 (475 amino acids)
Molecular function (GO): aspartate kinase activity
Source: RefSeq, a predicted model, not a curated record
AUGCACGGCAACUCACCAGAGCUGGGAUGGGUGGUUCAGAAAUUCGGUGGAACGAGUGUGGGAAAGUUUCCGGAAAAGAUUGCCCGUGAUAUUGUUAACCUUCUCGGUGUCUACGAGAAACUCAAGGCCGUCAACAUGGCUGGCGUUACGGAAGAUGACCAGGCCGCAUUGGUUGAGAGCGCCAACGGGCUGAUGCUCGACAUCUGCAAUGACCACAUCUUUGCGAGCGAGGCCUACGUCACCGAUGAGCGGAUCCGCACCCAGCUCAUCGGGGACAUCAAGAAGGAGUGCCAGGAGGUCAUCGAGUACAUCGCCGCGGCCAAGCGGUUCAACCUCGAGAUCAAUGCACGUUCCAAGGACCGCGUCAUCAGCUUCGGCGAGAAGCUCAGCUGCCUGUUCAUGACAGCUCUGCUCAGGACGCAUGGAGUCGAGGCCAAGUACGUCGACCUGUCCGAAGUCUUCCAUAACGACUCGUCGCACGUGCUGGGCUCCGAGUUCUAUCGACUGGCCGCCGCCGUCUUCGCCAAGAAGAUAGCCGCCUGCGAGACGUGCGUGCCCGUCGUCACCGGCUUCUUCGGUAACGUCCCAGGCAGCCUGAUGGAGGGCGACAUCGGGCGCGGGUACACAGACCUCUGCGCCGCCCUGUGCGCCGUCGGCGUCCGGGCCAGGGAGCUGCAGAUCUGGAAAGAGGUCGACGGCAUCUUCACUGCCGACCCGACAAAGGUGCCCACGGCGUCGCUGCUGUCGUCCAUCACGCCCUCGGAGGCCGCCGAGCUCACCUUUUACGGCUCCGAGGUCAUCCACCAUCUCACCAUGGACCAGGUCAUACACGCCCAGCCCCCCAUCCCCAUCCGCAUCAAGAACGUCAACAACCCGCGCGGGAACGGCACCCUGGUCAUGCCCAAGGACGCCGACGGUACUGGCGUCGGCGCGCCCCCACUGCCGCGCGCCCCCGCUAAGCCCAAGAGGCCCACGGCCGUCACUAUAAAGGACCACAUGAGCAUCAUCAACAUCCACUCGAACAAGCGGUCCAUCUCCCACGGCUUCUUCGCCCGCGUCUUCUCUAUCCUCGACAAGCACGCCGUAUCCGUCGACCUCAUCUCCACCUCCGAGGUCCACGUCUCCCUCGCCAUCCACUCCAGCAGCCAGCAGCUCAGCAACAUCUCGGCGGCGCAGAAGGAGCUCGAGGAGGUCGGCGAGGUCUCGAUACAGUCCAACAUGGCCAUCCUCAGCCUCGUCGGUGCCGAGAUGCGCCAGAUGAAGGGCAUUGCCGGGAGGAUGUUUUCUACCUUGGGAGAGCACCAGGUCAAUCUUGAAAUGAUUUCUCAGGGCGCCAGUGAAAUCAACAUCUCGUGCGUCAUUGCCGCCGAAGACGCCACGAGGGCCAUGAACGUCUUGCACACCCACCUGUUUACUUUCCUGGACUAA